GUAUGUACGUCAUGAAAAUUUUCAGGACACCAAAAUGCAUAUUAGGAUAUAUAUUUAAACUCAAGUUGUAGCAACCAUAUACUCGGAAAAGGAGCCGGCAUAGUACCCCCUGAACGCUUGCCGAGGCAGAUUUGAUAUUUCAAUACAAGUCAGUUGUUGCCAAGACAAGGUUUAAUAUUACACCUGUCAAUUGAAAGCGGCAAUGAUUUCUUUCAUAGGAAUAUUUUACCGAAUAGCCUUGCUGUAUGCAUUGGACACUAUAACAAGAUUACAACAUCUUUAUCCAGAUCAAGGACAAACUGUAUAUGAUUAUAUUGGUCUGGUAAUUUUAAGUUCUCUUCUGGUUUUGCCAACUAACAUUACUGAUAGAUGUUUGAGGUAUGGAUCAUGUUUUAUAAUCAUGAAUAUCAACUAUCACUUCAUGAAGCAUUAUAUUACGAACAACAACUUCUCUUCUGGCAAGGUAUUCAUUUUAACUAUGAAAUGUCCUCUGACAUGUGUUUGGAUGAAGUCAGACUGGAUGUACUAUUUGAAUAGUUUUAUUUGCAAUGUUAUUAGCAAUAAUAAGCUAAAUGUAUCUACUUACGCAUUGAUGUUAAUUGUAUUUGUAUGUUUAUAUGUAACUAUACUUAUAUUUAGAUUGGCUAUGGAGCAUAGAACUAAAAUGUUAUUAUGGUUAACAGUAACAAUCACCUUGCAUGUUUUCCUACUCUACUUGUUCCCUGUUAAGUCUAUAAUUUCCUCUGAUGUCAAUCUAAAGCUAACAGUAUUAUUAGUAGUACAAUUAGUUUUAGCAUGGGUUUAUCUCAACACUUUCAGUAUUCAUGGAUACACGAAAAGCGUGUUGAUUUCUGCCUUUCUUUAUACAGAAACAGUUCCGUUGUCAUAUUUCAUUUUUCUGAUUCUGACUGGUUGGUAUAUUGUUCAAUGUCUCGCCAGAUUAGAUGAAUCCAAUUUACAAGGACUGGAAUCUUUUGAUAUAAAAAGAUGGUCCCAGUCUCACUACAGGGAAAUGUUACUUUCUCUUUUCUUUUAUUCCAUGUUUAACAUCAUAUUCACUGGAUUAAUUACAUAUAUACAGAGCUCGUUGAUUAUAAGACAUGUUCAGUUAACCGUUAGUAUCUUCUGUAAAUCAUGGAUAGGAAUUGGUUGCUUCAUCAUUUUUGUAUUCUUCAUUUCAAGAGCAGUCAUGGCUGCUUGCAUAUUUUAUUUACGAGGAUUUAGAAGAAUUCGAAUUAGAAUAGAAAAUCCAUGUUUGUCUGACUUAUGGAUUAUGGUCUUCCUGGUGGUACACUCUUCCGAAAAAGAUACUCAUAAUCAGGAUCAAUAUCUGAUAGCAGGCGUACUAAUGAUCGUUUCAACUCUUUUGAAUGAUAUGCAUAAUACUGCAGAGCCUGUUUUAAUGGAAUUAAUUGCUAAUAAAGGAAUGACACGGAGGCAGCUGAUGAUUUUUACUUUCUUUGGGAUCUUGGGGCUAGUUCCUGUUUUUCUAAUUUUCAACCUUCAAGAGGAGAUGAAUAUUCUAUCAGUAUGGUGGAGGGGAGUAUAUUUGAUGAGUUUGAUUCUUACAGCAGUUCAGGUUAUUUCCUCCUUGUCAAUGCAUUGUAUUUUGAGAUUUUCCCUUUUCAAUUCGAACUUUAAAAAAGCUACAAACUGUGUCUUAGGGCUGUCUUUAUCUUUCCAUAUCUUUUAUGGUAUAUCGUUUUUACUAUGGUGUAUUUCAAGUAUAACACUAAGCAUAUCUGGAUUGAUACUAUUGGUUCUCUCACCUGGAUAUUUUUACAGUCAGUGGCAACAAGCAUGGGAAAUGUUAAAACAAAGACAAUCUAAAAUCAGCCGUCUCGCAUGGAGGCCUUGUAAAUGGGACAGUCGACUUGUUGCAAAUGACGAUAAAUGUUCGGUAUGUUUAUGUCCGUUACCACUUAAUUCUUUGGGUAACUUAAGAAUGAGUUUUUGCCAUCACAUUUUCCAUGAAAGUUGUAUUCGAAAAUGGUGUGGUAUAGGGAACGAUUGUCCUUUGUGUAUAUGACAAAAUAUGCAAAGGAUUUCUUAGCGAUAGCACAUGUUUUUCGGAGUAGUUUGUUGGUGUUCACGAAUCAUGUUUUCCCACACAUGGCAUAUUGGCUUAUUCGUAUUUUGUUUAGUGUCCUGUAAUUUGAGUUUACUAUAUUAUUGUUACUUGUCUUGAAGUAAUUUUUCUGAACGAUGACAAUAUGAGAAAAAAAUUUCUUAAUGAUGAAAAAUAUUGAAGGCAACUGUAUUUUGUGCAGCUUGAUUCUCAUUUAUUAUUAUCAAAUUAAAUAAAAAUCACAUGAAA
Molecule: messenger RNA, 2317 nt
Organism: Mytilus californianus (California mussel)
Lineage: Eukaryota; Metazoa; Mollusca; Bivalvia; Mytilida; Mytilidae
Product: RING finger protein 145-like
Exons: 3
Coding region: 203-2029 (608 amino acids)
Source: RefSeq, a predicted model, not a curated record